AGAGGCAGACAUAGUGGUCCUACCCCUAUCACAAUUAGAACUGUUGACAUUGAUGCAGAAUAGCAUGCUCUUUCAAACGUUAAUGAUAAAUUUCCCAGGACAGGUUGACAAUCACCUAACAGCGGACAGGCUACUCCAGACAUUACAAACCUUAGAAAUAGACUAUCCAAAAAAUGCUUUCCCUGCUAAUCAACCUAUACCCAUGGCACCGUGUGCGUUUACGGAUGCCAGCAAGUCACUGUUUGGAAUAGUGAUCAAAUCCUCAACAGAAAAAGAUAAGAUCCAUGUAGAACCCCACGGGGGAUCAGUACAAUUGGGAGAAAUAAGGGUAAUAAUCAAGGUUCUGCUCCUUAGCCAGGGCCGGUAAAUACAUUUUUGGACAGCAAAUACUCAGUACAGGUAGCAAAGACGAUCCCUUUUGCAGUCUUUAACCUGACUAAUAAGCCAAUUGACCAGAUGUUCACAACACUUAAAGAGCUAACAGAACAGAAAAUACCCAUGGUAUAUCUCACACAUAAGAUCACAUACUGGGCUACCUGGCUUUAUUUUCCAAGGCAACAAAAAGGUUGAUCAUCUUAUCUCUUGCAACACGGCUUCCAUUGGACACCUAGAACAAGCCCGUAUUCUACACCAAAAAUUUCAUAUGUCAGCAAACAACAUAAAAUUGCUUUUUCCGGAGCUAACAAUGAGCUAAUGCAAACACCUAGUGCAUUCUUGCAAGAAUUGUGCACCCCUCGCCCCAUUAGGCCCACUGCAACAAGCAGGAGUGAACCCGCGAGGCCUUGCUCCUGAUAAGCUCUGGCAAGUGGACAUCACCCACAUUAACUCCUUUGGUCAACUUAAGUUUGUCCAUGUGGUGGUAGAUACUUGUUCAAAGGCUGUAUUUGCAACAGCCCAAUCUGGAGAAAAGGCUAAUAAUGCGAUAAAGGCGGUUAAAUCAGCCAUGCUGGUCCUUGGUGUCCCCUGGACCAUAAAGACUGAUAAAGGACCAGUGUAUACAUCACAGGAAUUUAAUUCCUUCCUGAAAUCCUGGAACACACAGUCUGCCACAGGUAUCCCAUACAACCCACAGGGACAGGCAAUCAUUGAAAGAACUCAUAGGAUGAUUAAAGAUCUCUUACAAAGACAGAAAAGCAAUCAUUUGCUCCCAGACCCACAGCUUGCUUUGACUGAGGUCCUUUUCACUAUCAAUUUUCUUACUUUUGAUUCCCAAGGGAUCAGCCCAGCUCAUAAACACUGGGUUCCUUUCCAUCCCAGACCCCAGCCCCUAUGGUUAGGUGGAAAGACUUCCUGACAGGAGAAUGGAAGGGACCACACCCCCUGCUAACCGAGAGCCAAGGAUAUGCAUGUGUCUUUCCAGAGAAAGCGAAACAGCCCAUUUGGGUAACAGCCAGAAACAUUAAGCCUGCUACUGACAGCCAACCAGAACCAGCUAAAUAAGACUGAGAGUCUGCCUUGUUAGCGGAUGCAGCUGCCCUAUCAUCCUACCCUGAGAAACUGCCCAUAGCCACAUCCGUUACUGGUUUAUACCCCACUAGCUCUGGUCAGCCACUCAAAUGGCCCACAGGCUGUGUGCGGUCAUGCCAUUCCUGAUUAUUCCUCAUUCCUACCCCUAUCUGAGCAAGCACUCCUGUGGUCUCCUGUUUUGAGCACUGGUUAGUCAAUGAUGGGUAAGAUCCCCUGGGGGACAACCUAAGACAGUCACAGCCGCGUAGGGAGACCACGUGGAAAUGGGGUCAACAAUGGUAUGGCCAAGAAUCAUGCCUUCCGUUGCUCAAAAACAAAAAGGGGCAAAUGUGGAGUGAGAAGGUGAGAAGUCAUGCCAAGACGGCCGCUGACAACAGAAACUGCCUGGCAACAGGCCGUGAUUAGAUGGCUUCAGAAACAUGACUACAGAGCCUGACUGACAACAGGCCGUGAUUGGAUGGCUUCAGAAACCACACAACAGAGCCUGACUGGCAACAGGCUGUGAUUGGCUGGUUUCAGAAACUGCCUGGCAACAGAGCCUGACUGGCAACAGGCUGUGAUUGGAUGGCUUUGGAAACUGCCUGGCAACAGGCUGUGAUUGGUUAGGGCAUAGACUGCCUCUUGACCGGAUUGGCUGCCUUGGCUAUAUAAGCAGCUGUAGCAACUGAAAUAAGUCUGCAGGCUGCUUGCCUCAGGCCUGCUUUCACCUGACUCCCGGGGUCUGUGUGGUGGCUCUGCCCCUCUUGCCCCCAUCAUGCUGCUCCUCUCAGGAAUGAAUCCACAGCAACACUCCGGGUGAUCUGCAACUCUUUCACCAUCUGUAAUGCAGAGAUGCAGGAAGUUGGUGUUGGCCUAUAUCCUAGUAUGUCACUGCUCAAUCACAGCUGUGACCCCAACUGUUCGAUUGUGUUCAAUGGGCCCCACCUCUUACUGCGUGCAGUCCGAGACAUCGAGGCGGGAGAAGAGCUCACCAUCUGCUACCUGGAUAUGCUGAUGACCAGUGAGGAGCGCCGGAAGCAGCUGAGGGACCAAUACUGCUUUGAGUGUGACUGUUUCCGAUGCGAAACCCAGGACAAGGAUGCUGAUAUGCUAACCGGUGAUGAGCAAAUAUGGAAAGAAGUUCAAGAAUCCUUGAAAAAAAUUGAAGAACUGAAGGCACAUUGGAAGUGGGAACAGGUUCUGGCCCUGUGCCAGACAAUCAUAAGCAGCAACUCCGAACGGCUUCCCGACAUCAACAUCUACCAGCUGAAGGUGCUCGACUGUGCCAUGGAUGCCUGUAUCAAUCUCGGUCUGUUGGAGGAGGCGUUGUUCUAUGGCAUUCGGACCAUGGAGCCAUACAGGAUUUUUUUCCCAGGAAGCCAUCCUGUCAGAGGCGUCCAAGUAAUGAAAGUUGGCAAACUGCAGUUACAUCAAGGCAUGUUUCCCCAAGCCAUGAAGAAUCUGAGACUGGCUUUUGAUAUCAUGAGAGUGACCCAUGGCAGAGAACACAGCCUGAUUGAAGAUCUGAUUCUCCUCUUAGAAGAAUGUGACGCCAACAUAAGAGCGUCCUAGGAAAACUCGUCAGAGGAAGAGACGGCUUACACACCUUUUUCGGAUGCCUUACUGAGGUCACGCACUCCAUACCCUGUUUCUUGUGUGACCCUCCCCUACAGGAAAUGCUGUUCUGUGUUUAUGUAGGUAAAUAAAACAGACAUGUAGUUUGCAAACUAUGAGAAUCCUUAGUUGUAGACCAGCACGAUUACAAUAAAUACUAAUGAAUUGUUGAAUUCCCACCUAGUAAUUGUUUUCUUUGCUCACUCGUUGGUGGUUUUAAUGUUUAAGAUAUCUACACUCAAGAUAGAAAAUGUUAAUAAAAGCAUGACAGAAUAAGUUAUAACUUUCUUUUUGGUCACAUGUAGGGGUAAUUUAAUAAAAGUCACUGUUUUCACAUUUGCUUCUAAGCAAAAACUGUUUUGGCAAGAAACAAUUUUGAGACUGUUGUUUCUGUUCUUUGUGAUAAAUGUUUAUGUCCAUUGUUUACUUCUAAAUACAUUUUCAAGAAGUUUUAUCCUAAAUCCUAGAAAGAAGUCAUUUCAAAUGUUAUUAGAAAAAUAAUAGGAAAUCUUAAUGCAAAAAAUGUUUGUGAAUGCUUCACGGCUCUUUGUAAAUCUUUCCUGUGUGCAUUUUAGAACUCUUUGUGUAUGUCAUACUUCCUCUCCCUUGCAGUUUUUUCCCUGUAAUUCCCAAAUCUGUGGUUCUUUGUGUGAUAUGCAUAAUAUGAUACUCACAUUUAUCCUGCAGUAAGCCAGGUCGUAGCAUACUAGCUCAAAUCACACUUGCUUUCUUUUCUUUCUCCUCUUUAUUAGUUCCCAAUUCUUUGGCCACUUUUUCUGCCUCAGACAAAUACAGAAAAUCUUUUCUUUUCCUCCUCCCAAAAUAAAUCAAUAAAUUCUUUUAUGGCUCA
This is a messenger RNA of Oryctolagus cuniculus (rabbit), 3910 nucleotides long. NCBI's taxonomy places the organism in Eukaryota, Metazoa, Chordata, Mammalia, Lagomorpha, Leporidae. The record is from RefSeq and is a predicted model, not a curated record.